ACGCACAGCAGCUCCAUCACUCCACCACAACCCUGAUACACUCAUACCAAGCAGUAAUCGAUGUCGAUGGAGGCUUCACGCAAGCUCCUCUCGGCGGCGCUCCUCCUGGUGCUGCUGCUGGCGGCCACGGGGGAGAUGGGAGGCCCGGUGGCGGUGGCUGAGGCGCGGACGUGCGAGGCGAAGAGCCACAGGUUCAGGGGCCCCUGCGUGCGCCACCGCAACUGCGCCAACGUCUGCAAGACCGAGGGCUUCCCCGGCGGCAAGUGCCGCGGCUUCCGCCACCGCUGCUUCUGCACCACCCACUGCCGCCAGUGACCAACCUAUUGCCUCUACUUCGUCCGUACGUCCGCCUAGCUGCAGCCUGCCUGCGUGCAUGCUGGCUUGCUCGCACCUCUGUGCGUGUAUUGUAGUACUGUGUCCAUGAAUAAACCUCGGCCUGUCUGUCAUGGCAUGCUGUGAUUGGUUUAAGAAACGCAGGUCCCCUUUUACUUUAUACUACUUCCUAAAAACACUCUUAUAUUAUGAGACGGAUGGAGUAAUAAUUAUUCCUUGUGUCGCCCGUUC
Molecule: messenger RNA, 564 nt
Organism: Triticum aestivum (bread wheat)
Lineage: Eukaryota; Viridiplantae; Streptophyta; Magnoliopsida; Poales; Poaceae
Product: defensin Ec-AMP-D2
Exons: 1
Coding region: 61-315 (84 amino acids)
Biological process (GO): defense response
Source: RefSeq, a predicted model, not a curated record